CCGCCAGUAAGUCGCCAAGACCUACGUCAGGAGCUCUGCACGAAAGGGCAUCGAACCUUGCGAUUUUAAUUUGCGUCCGGGAGGAUGUCCGAGCCAGGAGACCUGAAUCCGGCCAUCGUGGAGGAAGGCGGGACUGAGCAGGAGUCGGCCACCCCAGAGAAUGGCAUUGUGAAAUCCGAGAGUCUGGAUGAAGAGGAGAAACUCGAAUUGCAGAGGCGGCUGGCAGCUCAGAACCAAGAAAGAAGAAAAUCCAAGUCAGGAGCGGGAAAAGGUAAACUGACUCGCAGCCUUGCUGUCUGUGAAGAAUCCUCGGCCCGACCAGGGGGAGAAAGUCUUCAGGACCAGGAAUCAAUUCAUUUACAGCUUUCCAGUUUUCCCAGCCUGCGAGAGGAUGAUAAAUCUAGGAAAGAUGACUCAGAAAGAGAAAAAGAAAAGGAUAAAAACAAAGAUAAAACCUCUGAAAAGCCCAAGAUCAGAAUGUUAUCAAAAGAUUGCAGCCAAGAAUACACGGAUUCUACUGGCAUAGACUUGCAUGAGUUUCUGAUUAACACAUUAAAGAAUAAUUCCAGGGACAGGAUGAUACUCUUGAAAAUGGAGCAGGAGAUUAUUGAUUUCAUUGGUGACAACAAUAAUCAUUAUAAAAAGUUCCCUCAGAUGUCAUCCUACCAGAGGAUGCUUGUCCAUCGAGUGGCAGCUUACUUUGGGUUGGAUCACAAUGUGGAUCAAACAGGGAAAUCUGUUAUCAUCAACAAGACCAGCAACACAAGAAUACCAGAGCAAAGGUUUUGUGAACAUUUAAAAGAUGAAAAAGGUGAAGAAUCCCAGAAGCGGUUUAUCUUGAAGCGAGAUAACUCUAGUAUUGAUAAAGAAGACAAUCAGCAAAACAGAGUGCAUCCAUUUAGAGAUGACAGACGAAGUAAAUCAAUUGAAGAGAGAGAAGAGGAGUAUCAGAGAGUGAGGGAGAGAAUAUUUGCACACGAUUCAGUUUGCUCCCAGGAAAGCCUUUUUGUGGAAACCAGUAGGCUCUUGGAAGACAGUAACAUAUGCAAUGAGACCUAUAAGAAAAGACAGCUCUUUCGGGGCAACAGAGACGGCUCGGGGAGAGCAGCCGGGAGUCGACAGAGCAGCUCCGAGAAUGAGCUCAAGUGGUCGGACCACCACCGGCCCUGGAGCAGCACGGACUCUGAUGGCUCCAACCGCAAUCUCAAGCCCGCCAUGGCCAAGACGGCAAGUUUCGGGGGCAUCACGGUGCUGACCAGGGGCGACAGCACAUCCAGUACCAGGAGCCCCGGGAAGUUGUCCAAAGCAGGCUCUGAGUCUAACAGCAGCACAGGCUCCUCCGGGUCGCUGCCCCGCACCCACGCACCUCUGCAGAGCGCGCCCCUGGCCCCAAGCGUGUCCACCGGCUCUCCUGGUUGUGUGCCCUAUCCCGAGAACGGAGGAGGGGGCCAGGCCGCCCCUAGCACCAGCUACAUCCUCCUUCCACUCGAGGCUGCGACAGGCAUCCCGCCCGGAAGCAUCCUGCUCAACCCGCAUACAGGACUUCUGGCACCUGUUUAUCCGAAUUGCUUCCACCUCCUUCUGAAACGCGCCGAGACGUUCUCCUCCCGGCACCCCGGCUUACCUCUGCCCCCUGCACCCUUUACCUGUGCCAGUGCACCUGCCAGGGCCUGCCGGUCGGUGCAGGGGCUACAGGCUUCCUCUCAGUCAGUGCAAUACCCAGCGGUCUCUCUUCCUCCCCAGCAUCUCCUGCCUGUGUCUCCAACGCAGCAGUUCCCCAUGAGAGACGAUGUGGCGACGCAGUUCACCCAGAUGAACCUGAGCCGGCAGUCCUCAGGAGAGACUCCUGAGCCCCCGUCUGGUCCUGUCUACCCAGCGUCCCUCAUGCCACAGCCAGCCCAACAGCCAAGCUACGUCAUUGCCUCCACAGGCCAGCAGCUCCCUGCUGGGGGGUUCUCGGGCUCUGGACCUUCCAUCUCCCAGCAGGUCCUCCAGGCCCCUCCCUCACCACAGGGAUUCGUGCAACAGCCUCCACCUGCACAGAUGCCCGUCUAUUAUUACCCAUCCGGUCAGUACCCUACCUCAGCCACACAGCAGUACCGGCCCCUGGCCUCCGUUCAGUACGGUGCUCAGAGGGGUCAGCAGAUACCGCAGGCCGCGCAGCAAGCAGGUUACCAGCCAGUCCUGUCUGGUCAACAGGGGUUCCAAGGCCUCAUAGGAGUGCAACAGCCUUCCCAGAGUCAGAACGUGAUGAGCAACCAACCGGGGAAUCCGGUGCAAGGCGUGAUGGUCUCCUACCCAACAAUGUCUUCUUAUCAGGUGCCAAUGACCCAGGGCUCUCAAGGACUUCCCCAGCAGUCAUACCAACAGCCAAUCUUGCUACCUGACCAGGCAGGUCAAGGGUCUCUCCAGGCCACCGGAAUGCCUGUCUACUGUAACGUCACACCGCCGACCCCUCAGAACAACCUGAGGCUGAUCGGUCCACACUGCCCCUCCAGCACUGUCCCCGUGAUGUCGGCUAGCUGCAGGACAAACUGUGCAAGUGUGAGCCACACCGGGUGGCAGGUCAAAUUCUGA
Molecule: messenger RNA, 2577 nt
Organism: Puma concolor (puma)
Lineage: Eukaryota; Metazoa; Chordata; Mammalia; Carnivora; Felidae
Source: RefSeq, a predicted model, not a curated record